ACCAGCAGUCAAAAACUGGAACACACAAUCCUAGCUCGCGGUACCGAACGAUUCGAAGCAGGCCGAAAAAAUUUUUCGCUGUAUUUUCAGUGAUUUCCUGUGCUAAAAACUCCCCGUCACUAUUCGCAAAAUGUUGGCUAUCGUUAGCCCUGUCUGGAUUCGGUUGUUGUGCCGCUGAACGCGAACGUUUAGGCCGUAAAAAUUGCUUGAAAUAUAUCCGCCGUGAGAAGUUUGCUUAGUACGGAGGGUCUUUUUCUUUCACUUUUCCACGCAGGGCGAGACACAGAAAGAAAGAAUAGAGAGGUGCUUGCCUAUCUGGCCUGUACUGCUAGCGACAUAAGCAAGAAGAAAAAGAAGAGAAGAGGUUUUUUCUUCAUCGCCUCUUUUUGUUAGUUUUAAAGUCAACAGAAGUGUGUGCAGAAACGGCGAUUUUCUGGGGGUGGGUUGAGGAUUCUCACAGGAACCAAUUGCGGAGGACGGCAUUAUCGUUCCGAGCCACCAGUUUGCCGAUGCAGUGAAAAUGUGCGAUGUUUGUGCAGGGUUUUUGAAUCUUCUUGGGUCAUAUGAAGCCCGUCUGGCGAGCAAUGAGACGGAACAUCCAGUAUUUUUGUCUAAACGUGAAAUCGAGGUUGUUAUUGGAUACAUCCAGUGCUGGCCGGUUCGGCAAUGUAUGUGCUGUUACCGUGAUCCUAAGAACUUUGAGAGGUUCAAUUUGGUGGUGCAGGCCCUGGUUUACUUCACGGUUUAUCAGUUGAAAAACAUUAGGACUUUGCUGGAGCGCGAAGAGCUCAGAUGUUCUGUUAGAGACGAAGAUAAAAGCGAGUCUGAUGGCUGCGGUAAAACUGAGUCUGGCAAGGAUGAGGAGGAAAAGGAGCGGCAGGAAGUAGUGGAGGAGCAGAAGGAACGAAGACAAAAUGCGUUAACGGAAGCAACCCUACAUGACGACAACUGGACGUUGUUGGAUAUGGAAAAACUUUUACUACUAUCCUCAAAAGCAUUUCUACUAAACUUUCCUUUGUACGUUGCCUAUAAGCAUGGCGUGCACGCGAGAAUGGACGAAAUAUCUCCGCAAGAAGCACAGACGCUUAGCAUAUUUUGUGAUCUGCAUGACAACGAAAUACCGGCCUUUUUACUGAGAAAUGUUUCCUUAUUCUGCACAUCUGGUGGAUUUGAUGCUAUGAUGAACAGCUUUGAUCAUCCAAAUCUGCCUGUUCCAAUAGCGCACGCAAUCACCGCAGCGAUUUCAAAUCUGAAACUUUGGAUCAACUACCGAUCGAUCAUUCGGUUAUUCAUACCGAUUAGAGUUAAAAUUCUUCAGUAUAUGUGUAAACUGUCUGAUCAAGAUUUAAGAUCACCGGCAACGAAAGCGAUGGCAGACUUUAUGUGGACUGCAAUCAAGGAUCCUCUUGAUUCGCAAAUAACUUUUGAUACUGAAGGUCUAGCGCUAGCAUUCAAGUAUUUUACCAGUUCUACACUGACAAUGCGUUUGGCUGGAAUGGCUCAAAUCAACGCUCACAUCAAUUUAUUCAACGAGAUUUGUACCACCGAAACAGUUGCCGAAGUGGAAAUUGUAGGCCAAAAACUGGCCGAUUGGCUAACCGAAAACCAAAUUAUAUCCCAUCUAUUCGGUCCAAACCUUCACGUGGAAGUUAUUAAACAAAGUCACAUUGUUUUGAAUUUUUUGGCUGUCGAGAAUCAAAUCACCGAAGAACAUAUUACUUUGAUUUGGCAAGCUGCUCAGUUAAAACAUUGCUCGAAACCCAUUUAUGAUAUCCUACCGUCGCUGGUUAAAAACCUUGCGCCUCGUCCAGCUUCUCAUCUUUACUCGCUGCUUUCCCGUCUUGAUCCUAGAGAUCACACCGAACAAUCUAUUUACAUCGCAUCGGCUUUAACUAAAUUGAUCUGGGCCCGCGAUUGUUCGCGUCUAACGCUGAUGGAUUUAGCUAAAAACAAUGUUCUGCGUGAAGCAGCCGCUGCAGCUGCGGCGGCGGCCGCAGCGGCACGUGAAGUCGAAUUGCCAUCAAGUUCGGAAAACUCCGUCUCUGUUGACGGCAGUAAUAGCGAAGACGAACCCCAGGAGGAUGAUAGCUCCGAUCCCGAUCAUUCAGUUGCAGCCGCAGCAGCAGCUGCUGCCGCUGCAGCUUCUUGUCGUGUACACAGAGUGCAGCCAAAUGUAGGGGCUUCUACAAUGGCACCCGUGGCUGGUCCAUCGGGCCUGGGGCAAAAGAGCACGGCUGCUGCCGCUGUCGCUGCUGCCAGUCUUAUGGAAGCGGAUGAAUCAGACUCGGGAGUGGCUGUACCACCACCAUGCAAACAAGCCCGGCACAAGAAUUGUUGCGAUGAAACGACUGACGACAGCAUCAAAGUAGAACCGGAUAUCUAUGAUGUCGAUCAGCGGUUGAAAGAAAAAAUGCGUCUUCCGUUGAUGAGUCGAUCACUGGCUGUUGCUGCCGCGUUUAACGAAGAUGCAGGAACAAGCAGCGAAGAAGACUGUUUGGAUAUGAGCGAGGCGUUCACAGCAAUGCGAAAGAAGAUGCUUCGCAAAAAACGCAAAAAGAUCAGCGGAUUAACGCGCAAAGAGCUGCAAGAAAUGGCGGAAAGUGUAUCCGAUGUAGAGGACAGUGAUCUACUAGCGGCGAUGCUGCCGGACAGUGAUUGUAGCGAUACGAAUUUGCAAAGUACAGUAUUGCGUCACAUGGGUCCGGGAGUGGCUGGUCCCAGUGGCAGCAGCGGACCACCCGUCGGAGAUGACUUGACACCCUUCAUGGGUGCAAUGAGCGAGGGACAUUUGAUCAAUUUUCUCAAUGCAGCUGAAAAUGACGGCAGCUGUUCGUCUCCAUUAAGUAAUAAAUCAGAAAAAAAUAUGGGUGAUUUCGAUGAUGAGGAUUCGCCAUGUGAGGAGGAGUUGGUAGAAUUGGCAGCACGAGCACAAUGUUUGCAUCAACAAUUUCCUUUGCCUCGACCUCGUUCGUUAGAUUCCCGCAUGGUACAUGGGACAUCGCCACAGGAUCGGACAAAUACUCCGAAUAUCACUCUCACACGAUCACAUCACGAGCGGUUGUCUAGUUCGGGCGGAAGCAUCGGUCCAGUGACACAUCCCAUGACCCCAAGUGCAUCCAGCAGUGGAACACCGACUUCAACCGGUGAAAAAAGUAAACAAUCAACUGCUGGUGGAAGUAAGACACCACAAGCACCCACAAAAGAAAUGCUGUCCGUCACCACCACCAGUGGAAGUGGAGGAAGUGGUGGAAGCGGUGGAAUACCUUCCUCACCAAACUUCCGCUUUCCUGAUGUUUGUCAGCCAGGAAAUACACUGCUAUGGGAUUUACUUCAAGACGAUAAAAUUGGACAGCUUGGUGAGUCACUAGCACUCGAAGCGGAAAAGGUUUUGGGUACAUUGCUGUGUUUCCACACUGACAAAAUUAUCCGGACUCGGUUCAUCGAGGGGUGCUUGCAGAAUUUAGCGGAAAACAAAAGCGUUGUGACCAGUCUUCGAUUACUGCCAAAACUGUUCGCAUCCUUUCAGCAGUUCCGAGAUGUUACGACCCAUCAGGUGGUUUUGUGGGCAGAACGACACCACCGAAUGAUGCACCAUUUCUUCAACAAUCUCAAAUAUUACACCAGUGGAAUCGGUCGUAUGGAACGACAGUCCAAUUUACAGGAAAUCAUACUGAAUCAAAAUGGAGUCCCGUUGUACUCACACGUAACACAGAUACAGGUUCGUCUACAGUUUCUCUCGUCGGUGUUCAGUGACGUUGGGUCGCCACGAAACUUCAAGCUUGCUCUUAGUCAAGUCGAUACCCUAUGGACAUGUUUGGCCAAUGAUUCAGAAUGCAGUGAUUGUUUGUUCGCGUGGUUGCACGGACAGGUGAAAGGUGGCGAUACCCAUGCUCUUGGAAUUAACGCUAUCCAACAUUUGUACUUGAAGAGGUUGUCCGAGCUGAAACCAGAAGGUAUCUCCAUGGUAGCCCUUGGGCUUUUCCAGCAACUUUUUACAUUGGGCAGGGAGGAUAUUAUUAGCCAACCGAAUGAAGGUCAAGGAUCCAGUGACUCUGUUGGAAUGGAACACUUGUGGAAGAUAGCACUAAGAGCCCAUAACACUGAUGUUUCGUUGACAGCAAUACAGUACAUCAACACGUACUACAUGGAAAAGCAGCUUAAGUAUGAACAUCAAUUUGUAGCCCAGUGCAUGAAUCAUCUAACACAGGCUGUCGAGGAGCUCACCCGUCAAGGAUCUGGAUCGGAGAAUGCACUGAUGUGUGUGCAACGAGCGCUGAUGUUGUUGAAUACGCAUUUGGAAACAUUUCGCAGACGAUAUGCCUAUCACCUCCGACGGUGGGCUUUAGAAGGAAAAGAAGUUGGUGCCCACAGUGCUCUACGUAGUGAGGGUCCCGGUCCUCCAAUUAGAAUCAUCCUUCAGCCAGCUGGAGUUCCAGAAAAAUCGGUUCUCCAUCUUCAUGCCACCGAUCUGGUAGCCGAUUUGAAAGCUGAAAUCGGCAAGUGGUGGGAAACCGUACAGGGAAAUGUAAAGACUGCACACAACGAAACUGCUUCCAGGACCGGAUCCGACGCAGUACUAGGUUUGUUACUUAGCGAAGGUCCAUUACGAAUUAUCACCCAAGGCCAGGAAAUAACUACGGAGUAUGAUGAACGUAGUCUAGCCGAUGUUGGCUUUAAGGACAACCAAAUGGUGUAUGUUUCCAUGGGAAGCCGCGGUGGUCGUCGGCGUGAGCAUCAUGAUCAUCCUUCGAUGCAACCGCCACCUGCAAAAGACUGUCUACCGACUUUGCUACUGCUGAAGAGUCCAUAUUUUGAACAACUAUUCAAACUGAUGCAAACAUUAGGCGAUAUGAAAUUGGUUGGUCCUGGCGGACGUAUGCAACCGAACACCAAGGCACAACUUCUCUCUCGAAGAGUCUGGGACAUUCUAGCUGUGCUUCCGACAGCACCAUCAUUCCUUAAUACACUUAAAAAUCUUUCGUUUGAAGAUUCCGGAAGUGGAUCAAUCAGUGAUCACACCUCAUCGGACAUCCCACGUUACAGUUUGAAAGAAAUCUUAGAUCCUAGAAAUCUACAGAAGUUCAUGUACUCAUUGCAUAUUGUGGAAAGCUUGUGCAAGUCCAAGUUCAUGGGUAGCUGUUGUAGUGGUCUAGCAGGUAGUCCGGUAACGCCUGGUCCGAUUGGAGUCCCGAUCGCAGCCACCUCGGGAAUGCCAGGCGGUUCACGGUCAGCCAUUGGAACUAGCGCAGCUAGCGCAAAGAGUUUAUCGGUGAAAAAUCAACUGAAACUAAAGAUAUCCACUUCGAAAUCGCUCAAAAUGCAGAAUCAGAAAUUAGCAAAGCAACAAACUCAAGCGCUGGCAGUUGGUAGUAGCGCAUUGGCAACGACUUGUUCUGACGGAAAGAAAGGGUCGUCACCGUCUUCGAGUGGCGAAAAGAAAUUUGAUAUGGGCGAAGGUGGUGGAGAGGGCGAAGAGAAAAGUAGCUCAAGUGAAACGGAAAACAAGGAGAACAAAUCGGCGUCCGAUGUUUCGCCGGAAAAUUUAGAGAAGAAGGAUGAUAAUGGAAAGGACGAUCAAGUGAAGGGAGAAACCUUGUCGGCAAUAUCUGAUACAGAAAAUCGGGCUUCACCCGACCAGCCAAACGUCACAACGGUAGCGCAGCCAAAGCUCACUACCAGCCCCCCAAAUGCCUCGAUGGAAUGGAGUGAGCAGUUUCUUCGCUGCGGAGGUCUCGCUCACCUUUACCAAAUCUUCAUAUCGGGUGUGCUGCAGAAGCAAGCCAGUGCCAAGGACGCCGGGGACGAUGUGAACGAAUGGCGACACGACUGUCUGGCCAGUUUACUGCGAAUCUUGUGCCUGCUGGGCAUGGAAGAGUUCAAACCGGAGAAUGAAAAUGCGAUCGUCAUACCGAAGCUAAAUCGCAAUACGCUAUUGUUGCUGGAGGUUCGAGUUACACUGGAGCGAAUCGCUUCGAUUUUGAACGAGGAAUCGCAACCAUUGAGUUUACAUCACUUCAAAACUGGAUUGUUUGGUCGGGCGCAGGUCAUACAUUAUGCCAUGAAUCUACUGGUGUGCUAUGCUCAUUCACUGUCUGAAGUUCGAUCUACACUGUGGAAAGUGGAAGCCAAUUUAGCUUGGGUGCAACGUUUGAUUCUUGAUGAUCCCGAACCCGCCGUACGAAGAGAAGCUUGUGCUGCGUUGUAUCGAAUGUGUUUGGGCAAUGGUCAAACCUAUUACGAACUGAUGGCACCUUUGCUGUCAAAAUUGGUAGCAUUACUGCCGCUAGCAGAGAAGAUGCGACCACAGAUUCAAGCAUAUCAUCUAUCACCGGAUGAGGGAAAGGAACCGUAUGGCCCUGCAUGCCGGGAUUACUUUUGGUUACUGUGUCGAUUGGUAGAUUCUUUGUCACCAGAAUUGGUAAAAGACUGCGGUGGAGAGUUAAGCAGAAAACCGUCGUCUACUGGUUCGAUUGGAAUCGAAUCGAUGUGUCGGCAGGUUUCGAAAAGCAUUCUCGAUCGAGAUUAUUUGGAAGGACGCCAUGGCAGCCCAGAUGAUGGUCUGUUUGGUUUGCUAAAUCUGAUGGCUAAUCUAGUGAAGUUCGACCCGCAGUUCAAAUUCAGUGAUGAAGGUCAAGAAUUUAUCGCGAAGAUUUUCCAAUCGCUCUUCGAGCUACCAUCGCCGGAAGAUCGUGAGAAACCGAAGUGCAAGAGUCAUGGUGCUCGUGCCGCAGCUUAUGAUUUAUUGGUUGAAAUGUGCAAAAGCGCCCCGAAGAACUAUCUCAUGCUACAUGGCAAACUAUUGCAGCAACAUCGUGCAGGCCCCCAUUCACCCUAUCCGUGGGACUACUGGCCCCGGGAUGAGGGACGUUCUGAAUGUGGAUAUGUAGGCCUCACCAAUUUGGGUGCGACUUGCUAUAUGGCGUCCUGCAUUCAACACCUUUUCAUGACUCCUCAAACCCGUGAUGCUAUCCUUUCGAUUUCGCCAGACGCACCCCAGAAGCACAAGGCAACGCUCUACGAGCUGCAGCGAAUGUUUGCCUAUCUGAUGGAAUCGGAACGAAAGGCGUAUUGUCCGCGAUCGUUUUGUCGGGUCUACCAAAUGGAUCAUCAACCCCUGAACACUGGUGAGCAGAAGGACAUGGCAGAGUUUUUCAUCGAUUUGGUAUCGAAACUAGAGGAAAUGACCCCUGAGCUGAAGUUUUUGGUUAAGCGAGUUUUUUGCGGUGUCAUCAGCAACAAUGUGGUGUCCUUAGAUUGUGGACAUGUUAGCCGAACACUGGAGGAGUUUUACACUGUGCGAUGUCAGGUGGCUGAUAUGCGUAAUUUGCACGAAUCUCUGGAUGAAGUCACGGUGAAGGAUACACUGGAAGGUGACAACAUGUACACCUGUUCGCAAUGUGGGAAAAAAGUUCGGGCAGAGAAACGUGCCUGUUUCAAAAAAUUACCGCAGAUUUUAUGUUUCAACACGAUGCGCUACACAUUCAACAUGGUGACGAUGUUAAAGGAGAAGGUCAACACCCAUUUUAGCUUUCCAAUGCGGCUGGACAUGUCGGGAUAUGUGGAGAAGACAUUAAUGCCUCAUCAUUACCAGGAGGAAAAGAGAAAGUCCGAAUUGAGGAGGUCUUCUUCGAGGAACGUUAGCGAAUCGAGCACUUCUGAUGGUGGAAUGUUGGUCCCUGGUGGAGAAGAGAAAAAAGAGGAAAAGAUUAGCUCCAGUGAUGGCCAAGAUUGUCAAUUGGCUUCCUCGUCUUCGGUUCCGUCAAUGAAUAAUAACGAAGCCUUGGAAAAGGCAGAAAUUCAGAAGCAACAGCAGACACUCGACGAGGAAGAUUCGGAAGAUUUUAACGAACACUACGAAUACGAUUUGGUUGGAGUGACGGUGCAUACAGGCAAUGCCGACGGUGGGCAUUAUUACAGUUUCAUCAAGGAGCGCAACGAGGACAGUAAUCCGAAUCACCAGGAACGAUGGUUUCUUUUCAAUGAUGCCGAAGUAAAACUUUUCGAUCCAUCGCAGAUUGCGGCAGAGUGUUUCGGUGGAGAAAUGACAAGUAAAACGUACGAUUCGGUCACAGAGAAAUAUCUCGACUUCAGUUUCGAGAAAACCAACUCCGCUUAUAUGCUUUUUUACGAAUGGCGCUCAAACCGAGGCACUAAUAUUCAGCGUGAUCAGGCGGAGCAUCCAUCUAGCAAACCAUACACUUGCACAUCAACGUCAUCUUUUGCCUCGGUUACAUCAUCCAGUUCAUCGGGAUCAGUUCCGGCUACCACAAACGCUAGUGAUUCUGCUAUUCCACUGUUCGUCACAUCUGGUAAUCAAAUUAGCGAUCCCGGUAGCAGCACAAACUGCGGCAGCAUUCUAUCGUCAAGUGAUAGGAAAAUGGGUUUAGAAUCUGUUGAUGAAUGCAAAGAAUCGCAAUCGAAAGCCGAAAGUGACAGUAUUUCAACAAUUUCAAUCCCGACGCCAGUAUCAGUAAUCCGCGAUGAAGAGCAGACUGAAAAAAUCACCCACAUACAUCCUAGUGAAGUACCAGCGGUAGUAGACAACCUAAAUAAUCUAAGUAAAUGUGAUAUAGAUGUUAAGACUAGCAUUAGAAGUGAUACUUCCGCCGUUCCAUCGCUGGCGCAAUCGUCCUCGUCGCCAUCACCUUUAGCCGCACUGCAAGCCAGUUCAUUGAGUAUCCUUCCACUAUCGGGUCCUCUGAUGGGACCUAGCAUGCUACCAUCACCAUCCUCAUCGUACUCGUCAAUUUCGUCAUUGUCCGCACUAACAGCUACUGCGGGAGGAAACGUCGGAUUGCCGCUCAGCGCAGUUGUUCAGCAGCCAGCGAUUUCCAGUGCUCUCCAACCCUGCUCAUCGUCGUCAUCAUCGUCAGCUUCCUCUACUUCAUUAUCCUGCGGACCAUCGCUUGUCGGACUCAUCGGCCGACUGGGACCACCGCCUAAACGAAAGCGAAAAAUACUCAGCCAGGAACUGGAAGAAUGGAUCUGGCAAGACAACCGACACUUUUUGCAGGAUCGGAACAUCUUCGAGCAUACGUAUUUCAAUUUUAUGUGGCAAAUAUGUGGUCACAUUCCGCAAACCUUACUAGCUUUGCCAGACAUCACGUGUAUAGCAGCCCAACUGUCAGUGUCAUUUUUCAUUGAGACAUUCAUUCAUGCUAAAGAAAAGCCAACGAUGGUGCUGUGGGUCGAGUUACUUACCAAGCAAUUUAACGCCAGCCAGGAAGCGUGCGAGUGGUUCUUGAGUCACAUGUCGGCUGAACCGUGGUGGCCGGUGCAAGUUCUCAUACAAUGCCCAAACCAAAUGGUGCGACAAAUGUUUCAGCGGUUAGUCAUCCAUGUUAUACAACGAUUAAGGCAAAGCCAUAGCGCCCUUUAUUUGAAGGUGGAAACUGAUGACGAAGGAAACGAAAUAAUAGGGAACGUGUCUUGUGUGACGCGUUUUAUCAAAUCGCUCAUUAUGCUUAUGGAACAUGGUGCUCGCGCUCAUUUACGGCAUCUUUCGGAAUUUUUUGGUCUACUGUACGAGUUUUCGCGAAUGGGAGAGGAAGAGGCUCUCUUUUUGCUGCGAAUUAAUGUUAUCAGAGGUGUAGCUGAUUUUUAUCUGGGACAUAAGGCUCAGGACUGCAUCGAUACUAAUUCCGACAACGAGGACAAUUCAUCGGAUGAAGCUUUAACGGUUGAUAAGAACCGCCCUGCAUCAUUGGAUAAAAUGAUAGCUUUGGUAGCGUCACUGGUGGAACGUUCGCGUGGUCCGGAUCUAAGGUUGCAUCUUUCAACCCGUGAUUAUAACGCGAUUGCUGGUGGGAAAGGGUUUCCUUUUCUCUAUCAGCAAAUUAAGGACAACAUCAAUCCACAUCAAACGCGCCACUUGAUUCACGCUCUUUGUCGAUGUGACGAACGGUUAGCUGGUCAAAUCAUUGCCAUGCUUUUUACGGCUGUGACGAAGCAUACGGAACUGUGUGGACCCUUUUUUAAAUUGUUGACGUUACUGACAGAAUCGACCGGUGGCCCAUCAGGGUUGCCAUGCUUCUCGCAACUUGUACUGCAACGUGUUUGGGAUGCAGCAGAGUACUGUCCUCAGUCGGCUUUGGAUUGGUUAGCUGUCCAAGCGCCCCGAAACAAAAUCGCUCAUACCUGGAUUCUCCAAUCAGCAGAAAGUUGGGUGGAAACGUUUCUGCUGGCGCACAACAAUGCCCGAGUUCGAAACGCCGCCGCAUACCUACUAGUUUCGCUAGUUCCUUCGCAGAAUUUCCGCACCAACUUUCGGGCUACUUCACAUCACAAACUAGCGAUACAUACAGCUCAGCAAAGGGAAAUUUCGUGCGAAGCUCAGCUCAUCUUGCAUACAAUUUUGAACCUUCUAUUGCGAUUGUUGAGGUCCGCCAGGAACUACACCGAUAUAAGUGUCCACGGAACCACCAAACUUACUGCAUAUUUCAAUUUGAUGACAUACUGUUUAGUGUCAAAAACAGAAAAAUUGAUGCUCGGUCCGCAUCUACGAGCACUUUGGGAAUUGUUCCAUCCACGGCUAUCGGAACCAUCGGUACCGGCUCAUCACAACAAACAAGCUUUGCUCGCAUUCUGGUACCAAGCAACUAUCGAUUGUCCAGAAAACGCACUCCUAGUAGCAAACUGUCCUGAUAUCACUAGAAAUAUUGCGUUCAACUACAUUCUAGCCGAUCACGAUGACUCGGAAAUCGUAACCUAUAACCGAGCGAUGUUACCGGUUUACUAUGGUCUACUACGAAUGUGUUGCCAGCAGAGUAGACUGUUGACGCGACAACUAGCAGCCCAUCAGAAUCUGCAGUGGGCCUUCAAAAAUAUCACGCCUCAUCCGACGCAAUAUCCGCUUGCAGUGGAUGAACUGUUUCGGCUGAUGACCCUCUUCGCGCAACGACAUCCAGAAGCAACGGAAUCGGAACAACGAGAGGUUACCAUAUUCCGCAGGACUACACUAACAGCCUACUUGAAUGGACUAGAUGCGCGGGUGUCAUGGGGAACGUUGAUUGCAGCUCUUCGAAUAUUGGUCGACAAUGACGAUGACCGUUUGUUUGUGGUUCUGAACGGGGGAAUCACGCUUUGUUUCGAUGCACUGCAUACACUGCAUUCGAUGUACCAUGAGGCAACCGCUUGUCAUGUGUUUGGUGACCUACAAGAACUGCUUACUGAGGUGAUAUUGCUGAUCAGCACACUGCGAGCAAGUUGUCGAGAACAAAAGAAGCGACCACCGCCAGCUUUAAUGAAGGGACUUCCGGAUGCCGUGCGGCGGUUAGCAACACUACUAAAUACAUUCAACCCGCCAGAAAUGCGCAACAUCGCACUGGAGGUGCUUAAGGAACUGGUCAAGUGUGCACCGCCGGAGAUCAUCAGUACUGUUUUGGUUCCAUUGCUGACCCACUGCCACACACAGAAUGUUUCACACACGAUCAGUCCUCUUGGGUCGUACUUUCCGCGACGAGGUAUGAAAGCAACCUGGCCACCAGUUUCGAAGAAUACUCCUCGUCCGCCUAGACCGAUGGUUCAAAUGAACAUACCGCAAUCGCAGAUCUGUGAAAAGGGGCUUGACAAAGACUUUGACCUCGCAUUGGAACUGUUCUAUCGGCCGUAUCAUGAGUUCUUAGAUAUAAUGUUCCGCGUGGCGGUAACUUCCAGUCAGUUUACCGAAGCUCUGGUGCACCUGUCGUUGUUGACAGGCAUUGAGGCUGUUGUGUUGCAUUUUAACGUUUUCGCCAAGUUUUGGGUUGGCAUUUACAACAAUAAAACUACCAACAGGUAUUCUGAAUUGUUGAUAAAAAAUCCUCUACUGGUGGACUACAUCGAUGAUAUACUGAGAGAUGAGAGACUGUCACUAAAUGAUCCUGUGAUUGCGAAUUUUAUUGAAAUCUAUUAUCCGAAGAUCAAAUCACGUCUUGUUGUUCCUCGGCUGCUAGAAUCUAUCUGCCAGUUAUUACCGGACAAAAGUAACUUGGAAGAUAUAUGUGGGGAUCUGCAAGCAAUACGCAUCAUCGGUCAACGUACCGGGAUUCCGGGCGCGGUUAAAACCCUGUUGCAAAAUUCCCUGCAUGCGGUGCUGCUUCGGUUUAAAGACGAAAUUUACAGUGAUGAAGAAACACCACCGAAAAAACGUAAAAUGACUGCUAGUUCAGGUCAGUGUGGAAGCAGUUUGGCUCAGGUACAACACCCACUGUUACAGCCAUCUGCAGAGCCAGAAGAUUCAGGCGAUCCGAAAUCGAUGGCAGAAUCCCUUCAACAAGACGAACAAAAUCAGUUUGACAGAGUAAAUCAUUCCAGUGAGGAAAAACUAAGAGAGAAAAGUGUGGAAGCAGACAAUGCUUCAGUAAGAGAGCUAUCAACGCAAGACAACAGUACUGUGAGUAGUGAAGAUAAGGUCGCUGGAACAGUCACAUUAGAAUCUAAGCAGGAACGCGAGGGACAAGACACUGAAGAAGGUAAGGCUGAAUCGGAUCGGGGAGGUAUAACCGACGACACUGAAAACAAAGUUCAAUAUGAGGAUGUAGAAACACGUAGUGAACAGCCUGCAAUAGAAGAAACAAGCAAGGUCUCCGCCGGCGAUGACGUGGAUAAAACAAAACAAGCGCUCAAUGAGCAGGAAAUGUACCAGCGAAACCUUAUUAAAGACAUUGAAAGCCAUAUUGAGUUGAUAUUCGAAUGCUUAGAUGACGACGACGUUGAUGGGCAAUCGGCAAGCGAGGCUCUGGUAAUGCGGUCGGCUAAUGCAACGAUAGAAGAAGAUGAAGAGGACUCGGAGGCAAAUAAAAGUAGAAGCAGCUCACUGGCAACCUGUCCCAGUCCGAGCAAGAUCAAGCGAAGGAAUCCGUCUGACGAAGAGUCGAGCAAGAAUACGAUUGGAGAUCAAUCGGGUGAAGAUUGCAGCCGGAGCGAAUUGUAAGUAAAAGCCGCACGAGAGGCGCGUAAUAAAGGAUUUGAGAACAUAGUAGCAUAUAGUGUGUAGCCAGCCAGCUGUAUCAAGCAACAUUUCGGAAACCCAAAAUUGUGAUGUUUUUAAAAGGUAGGGUUAUUUUUUCUUUUUUUAACCAAAAAUAUAUGGCAAGUCGUACAUUCUAAGACAUAAGAAAAUGCUAGUUUUCUUUUUUUUUUUUCAAAAUCGUAUAUUAUAUAUAUAUUUUUCGGAAUCGAAAAAACAAACAGCAAAUCCUCUCAUUGACGAUUGCGGAUAGAAUGCCUCUUGAUGAGUGCGAAUUAGAUGAUUGCAGCGCAAAACUAAAUUUCACUGUCAACUACUUGGUUCCAUUUUAAGGGAAAGGUGCUCGUGUAUUUUCAUAGUAAUUACGUUUCUUAUCAAUAUACCAACUUUUAAUAAAAAAAACAUUUAAGCUCACUCAUGCAGUUGACGAAACGAUUAGCUUUUAGAAAAAAAAAAUACAAUACAGCCGUUUCACGUUUGUUUUCACUAUACUCUUUUUCAUCAAUAUAUUAAGAUUACAGUUAAUUUAAAAAAAACGCUAUUAUCAUUGAUAAUAUUAUAUUCUAGAUCAUUACAAAAUGAAUAAUAUUGAAAAUUCGUAUUUAUUAAACUAGCUAGUCUACAAAAUGUCCUUAAGUUUUGUUGUAUCAUCCUAUUUGAAUAUAGCGCAUAAGUUGAUGUUAAGCUGCAAAAGAAGCUAAAACCGAAAUGAAUCCGAAUUUUAUUCUGCCACUUUUUGUUGAUGUGUAUUUCAUUCUGCACUACCACUCCGGGCGGACUUGGUUCCGUGAAACUAAUUGGUACGCUGAAUUCGUGACUAACUUAUUACUUUCAAACCAGAUCACUGAAAGUGAUACUUGGAAAAGCUCAACUAUUAAAAUAUCUGCCUAAAUCAAAAGCAAUCGCUACCGAAUUGAAAACUGAAUUUGGCAUGAAACCGGGAAAACAAUUGGAUGUCAAACGAAGCUACUUUGUAAGUGUAAGAAAAAAAAAACAUGCAACAUUUAAGAACGAAAUCCAUUGAAUUCAUACCUACAUACAGUUAUAGAUGCAGUGACAGCCGAUGAAGAAAUUACCAAUCGUUUUAUUUUUUCAAAGUUCUCAAUGUUGUAUUGAAUAGGGCCACCACACGGGAUAAGAUCAAACAUUCUGAAACACACAAACUCACAUGCAUACACAAACUUUCAAGUAAUUAUGAUGUACUGAGACUCUUGAGAAAAAAUAGGAGGAAGUUAAUGUUUUAAUUUUCACAAACGAAAAA
Molecule: messenger RNA, 14210 nt
Organism: Wyeomyia smithii (pitcher-plant mosquito)
Lineage: Eukaryota; Metazoa; Arthropoda; Insecta; Diptera; Culicidae
Gene: puf
Product: ubiquitin carboxyl-terminal hydrolase puf
Exons: 18
Coding region: 521-12913 (4130 amino acids)
Biological process (GO): protein deubiquitination
Cellular component (GO): cytosol; nucleus
Molecular function (GO): cysteine-type deubiquitinase activity; cysteine-type endopeptidase activity
Source: RefSeq, a predicted model, not a curated record